GUGCUAACUUGUGCGAUCUAACGAAGGAUCCAUGUCAGAAUUCAUCGUCGAUGUAUGAGGGAUAUUUGCGCUCUAAAAAUUGUCCCUUUAAUAAAACUCUUGGUUUGUGUGAUAGAUACUUAGAUACCCAAUGGUACAAAACAGAGGGAAAUAUGCUUAAUUAUUGCCCAUCACUACAUUCAUGUGGAGCUGAGUAUCCACUGUGGUUGAAUGAAUCCAUUCCCACUGUCAGUGAUGGCGUAGUUAUUCGCAAAGUUUGUAAACAAGGAGCUGGAGAUUGUUGUGUAAAAACCUACAGUAUAAGAAUUAAGAACUGUACAUCUUUUGUGGCGUACUGCCUUGUACCUGCUGAAACAUGCUCUGAGAGAUAUUGCUUUGGAGAAAACGGAACUUGUGAAUUGCCUCCUCAGUUAAUUACUAAUAUAGAAAGCACAACUGCUGGAUCGGCAAAGAUGAAAACAAUAAGAAAAAUUGGAUAUGGAGUUUAUGCAUUGGUGGCAUUCUGUCUUCAGGUUUCAUACUGAUAACUGUACAUGUGAGAAAAAACAAAGAAAUGUAUAAGUCCAUGAUGUGGAAAAAAAUUGCCUAUGGUAAUUUUCCGUAUAACUUCUACUAACUCAAAAGACUAUGGAAAGAAAGAUCAAGACUGAAUGUUGUUUCAAAAAUAUUUUGUUGGAAAGCAAAUUGACCAUUUUUGUUAUUACUUUAUUUUGUUUGACACUUUAAGUAUUAACAUAAGUAAAAAUAUAUAUCCUUAUUAUAUACCGUAUAGGUAGAAAUUAGGGUGAGGAUUUAAUUUUGGCAUUAUUAGUGAGGCUGCUGAGAUCACUAAAAUUGAAUUUCGCUAAAAAUAAACCGCGUGUUAUUUGUACUAGCUUCUUUAGUGAACAAUUAAAAAUCGCUUAAAUUAAUUCUCGCUAAAAUAAAAUACCAGUUUUUAGGAGAAAUCGCUAAAUUUGCGUCUCGCUAAAAUUUCCACUUAUACGGUAUAAGUAUGAAUAAUUUAAAUGAUUUUUAUGUUAUAUAUACAUAAACUUGCCUUGAAUGA
Messenger RNA from Saccostrea cuccullata (small rock oyster), 1048 nucleotides. Its product is annotated as oncoprotein-induced transcript 3 protein-like. The record is from RefSeq and is a predicted model, not a curated record. Lineage: Eukaryota; Metazoa; Mollusca; Bivalvia; Ostreida; Ostreidae. The transcript is spliced from 6 exons. The annotation marks the transcript as partial.